This is a messenger RNA of Umbelopsis ramanniana AG, 2351 nucleotides long. RefSeq lists its product as uncharacterized. Lineage: Eukaryota; Fungi; Mucoromycota; Umbelopsidomycetes; Umbelopsidales; Umbelopsidaceae. Gene Ontology annotation, cellular component: cytosol. Bases 50 to 2200 code for a protein of 716 amino acids. The transcript is spliced from 7 exons. Gene Ontology annotation, biological process: homocysteine metabolic process. Gene Ontology annotation, molecular function: [methionine synthase] reductase (NADPH) activity; FMN binding; flavin adenine dinucleotide binding. The record is from RefSeq and is a predicted model, not a curated record.
GGGAAUUUUUGAAGUGUCGAGAUUCACUUAUUCAUCUACCAUCUCCAGAAUGUCAGAUAAAGCUCCUAGCUAUGCCAUCCUUUGGGCAUCGCAAACAGGAAACGCUGAAUGGAUCGCCAAAGCUAUACACAAAGAAGCUCAAUCCCGCGGAUUUACUGGAGAGUGCUUCGUCAUGAAUGAAUUUGAAUUGGCCAACAUGGACAAGACCGGUGUGUUGAUAUUUGUCACCUCCAAUACCGGCGAUGGUGAUCCGCCGGAUAACUCUUCAAAGUUUUGGCGCUUCCUUCGCCGCCAGAAGCAAAAGGAUUAUCUUGCACAGGCUAAGAUAACUGUGCUUGGACUUGGAGACACCAACUACACCAAUUUCAAUAACAGUGCAGUGAGAUUAGAAAAGAAGGUUAAGGAAUUGGGAGCCACGGUAUUCUAUGAAAAGGGUAUGGCCGACGAUGCCGAAGGCUUGGAAAAUGUUGUUGAUCCAUGGAUUGCCAACCUUUGGUCGGUCCUUGCUGAAAUUUGUCAACAGAAAGUAUCGGAAGGUGAUCAAACGGCAGAAAUCACAAAGGGGGUGUCCGAGGUGGAGAUAGCACCAAUGACGGCUGCCGAGAAAGCUGCGCAGGAACCGUUCUCUAUGACUGAACGUCGAUCCACCAUCCCUGAAACAGUUGCACCUUACACCGGCCUUCCCAACUCUCUUGUAAAGGGUACCCAAAUUAACGGCGAUUCAAAACCAGCUGCACCAUUGAGUCAUAAAAUUCAUGUUGAUACCAGUGCUUUGGAAAACGCAACACAGCUUACAGGUUUGCCUCGUGUGCCUGCUGCAUAUAUUAAGCUUGUAAAGGUGGAGAAAAAUGCAGAGAAGCCUCUGACAGAAAAGCUCCCUCGUUUCGUUUACACACCAACCCCCAUCAUUGAAGCAACCGUCAGUAAAGUCUCUUGCAUUUCGAGAAAGGGUGCCUUGAAAAGAACUUUACACCUGGAGCUCGACCUUGGCGAACAUACAGAUUUCCAACCUGGUGAUGCUUUCGGUGUCAUUGCUCCUAACGAUGAAGACCUUGUGCAAGCUAUUUUGACACGAUUGGGUAUCAAGACAGCUGAAGAAGAAAUGCAACAGUUUUCCGUGGAAGGCGAUGAUCUUCCAUCACAUCUCAAGCAUGCGUCAGGUGUCACAUUGAUCGACUUGUUCAGAUACGGUCUUGACCUCACAACUGCUCCAAGAAAGGCGUUAUUGCGCAUGCUUGGAGAAUACACCAGCGAUGCUCAAGAGAAGAACCUACUGAUGUUCUUGUGCAGUAAGCAAGGUUUGGCACAGUUCAAUUCUCUUCGCGAUCAGCAGCCGACUUUGCUUGAUCUUCUCGUCAGCUUCCCAUCCUGCAAUCCUCCCAUCGAGCGUUUGCUCGAUACUUUACCUGCUCAUAUGCCGCGCUAUUACUCCAUCGCCAAUUCGCCACUCGCUCAUCCACACGCCAUCCGAUUUGCUUUCAACAUUGUGCAAUACACCACUCCUGAACCCUAUAAUGUUGCUCGAAAGGGUGUUGCUACGACUUGGCUUGAUAACCUCACCGGACUAGUAGAAGCUGCUACCAGCAGUGAUAAUACUGCCCCUGUUGUCGAGAUCCCCGUAUCUCAGAGAAUUUCCGUUCCAAUCUUCUUCAAGAUUAACAACAAUGGAUUUGUACUGCCCACCGAUACUACCAAACCUCUCCUAUUGAUCGGCCCUGGUACCGGUAUUGCGCCCUUCAUUGGUUUCCUGGAACACCGCGACAAACAACGCCAAAUUAGACGCUCUCUUGGUGGCGUUGGUGCUUUCCCCGACCGCGAUAUUGCUACUGAAUUUGGUGAAAUUCGUGUGUAUUAUGGUUUCCGCGAGCGCUCAAAGGAUUAUCUAUUCGAUGCCGAAUUGAAGGAAUUUGUUGAUCGAGAUGUAAUUACACAUUUGGAGCUAGCUGUCAGUAGAGAAUCAGAGAACAAAGUCUACGUGCAAGAUUUGAUUCGACGUGAUCAGAAAGACCUGUACGACUUUAUUGUCAACAAGGGUGCGUUGAUUUACGUUUGCGGUGACGCAAAGGGAAUGGCGACUGGUGUCCAUGAAGCUUUGGCCAAUAUGUUGGUCGAAAAUGAACAAUUAGAGAAAAUGGAAGCUAUGAAGACGCUGACAAGAUGGAUCACCGAGAAAAAAUACCUUAGAGAUUUGUGGGCAUAAUAUGUUUCUUUAUAAUAUAUCUUUUAACCCAUGUUCACCUUCAAAUAUGGUAUAGUGUUUGAUACAUUAAGCAAAUGCGUGUCUAUUGUCGAUAAUUUUUAUUGUGUAUACGCGGCCGCCUUUUGAAAUUUUAUGUAAAUUUUACUUUUUU